Opisthorchis viverrini is the source of this 789-nucleotide messenger RNA. RefSeq lists its product as hypothetical. NCBI's taxonomy places the organism in Eukaryota, Metazoa, Platyhelminthes, Trematoda, Opisthorchiida, Opisthorchiidae. The transcript is spliced from 4 exons. The record is from RefSeq and is a predicted model, not a curated record. The coding region runs from base 1 to 789 and encodes 262 amino acids.
AUGGCGUCAGAAUGGUUUAUCCCUGAAUCUCAAGGAACGUGUGUUUCAAGCUACAGUGCGGGUUGUUUUGUUGUAUGGCAUGGCUACUUGGUUUAUUCGAGAAGCGGAAUGGAGACGUGUUCAGUUAUUAUACAAUUCCAGUGUAGCCCGCGGUGGUUGUGCAAGGGUACUUCCAUUGAAGAAUGUGUCCAGCACCAGAAGCUGCGUUGGGUGGAACAUGUGUUGCGUAUCCCUUGCCAUCGUUUGGCGAAGAGAGUGCUGUUUUCCAUGCCCAAUUCAGAGUGGCGUAAACAGAGAGGUGGCCAACCCUUGACUUGGCAGGGGAACGAGUCAGGUCACAUUGGACAACAGCCUGCGAAAGCAUACUGGGGGAGUCCACAUCUAACAAGCAUGUACGCCUGCAAAGUGCUGCUACAAGACUGGGUGGCAUCAAACCCAACGGCUCAUGCGUUCAGGUGGACUGGCUGGGGAUGUAAUUAUUUCUCGAAUCGGAAAGGCCAGGGAUGCUUUUUUCAACGUCCGACACCUAUGGGUCCAACUUGGCCUCAGUUUGUGUCAGAGGAAGAGUUUACGCUACGGUGGUGCGAUCCAUACUGCUCUAUGGAUCAGAGACGUGGCCCCUACGCGCAGAGGACAUCUCACCUGGUCAGCUCUAUAAGUUUCGGUGGAUUGGUUGGAGAUGAGAUUAUUUCUCGAAUCGUAAAGGCCACGGCAGAUUUCGCCAACCUCCGACACCUAUGGCGCCGACGUGACACGAGUUUGUCAAGGGAAGAACUUACACCGCGGUAG